Hemicordylus capensis (graceful crag lizard) is the source of this 3589-nucleotide messenger RNA. It is a transcript of the gene CTXND1, whose product is annotated as cortexin domain containing 1. The record is from RefSeq and is a predicted model, not a curated record. The transcript has 3 exons. NCBI's taxonomy places the organism in Eukaryota, Metazoa, Chordata, Lepidosauria, Squamata, Cordylidae. Bases 351 to 530 code for a protein of 59 amino acids.
UUGUGGAAGAGAGAACGGCAGGCAGUUUCCAGACCUGGGCUGCUGGUGUCAGAGCAGGAGGGAAUUCUCUCAUUGGUCCUCUGGGGUCCGUACAUCAACCGGAGGCAUUUCACUGCUAUGCAAGGAUGCUCAAAGACCGCCGGUCGCCUCUUCUCGUCGCAGGGGAGGGUUUGCUUGGCAGUCCUGGGCUGAGCAAGUUCUGAUCGGAAUCCUAGCCUCCUUGGUCUACUGGCCUGAUCCAGGGUGCAUGAGAAAGAAUCACUCUCUGUCUAGCAGUGGCUCAUACGGGACAUCAGGUAUAAAAUGAUGGUAGCAGUAGACAAAACCCCUGAUGCGGAAAGACAUAAACCAUGGAAGGACCAACACCAGAGCCUCCCUUUGUCGACGUGGACAAAGGACUCACACUAGCAUGCUUCGUCUUCCUUUGCCUUUUCCUGAUCGUCAUGAUUAUCCGUUGUGCCAAAGUCAUCAUGGACCCAUACAGUGCCAUCCCCACGUCCACGUGGGAAGAGCAGCACCUGGAUGACUGACCGGGGAGAUCGGGGAAAUGGCAGGCAAGGAGAACGCAGUACCGUGGGCCCAACCACAUGCUUGCGCAAGGCAGCACAACAUGGAUCUCCGCCUCAUUCGGACGAGGGUGCAAAAUAUGCUACCGCUUUUUUCCCCCCUGGAUACGCCGGACAGCAUAGAUUCCUUGGGAAGCUCCAUUGGUUAGGUUAAGAGUUUCCGGCGUAUCAGCCUGGAUGUGUCCUUGUGCCGUCCUUCUUCCAGUAACCUCCAGGUUUUAAUGAGAAAAUGAUUAUGAUUAUAGAUCAAGUAGCACAAGGGCUCUCUAGGCACUAGGCAUCCUGGCCAAGCUUUUUCGAGCAGAAUCUCAAUUAAGCACCUUCUCGCCAUCAAAAUCAAUAUUAUUUUUAAUCGUAAUGACAAAUGCCCCCUACAAAGGUGUCGUGGAUGCGAGACCUAGAUCCUUGUGUGUGAGGGGCAAUUGUAGCAGUAGCGUUAUUUUAAUCAGGGUUAGCCAUAAAAGACUGAAGGUGUUUUCUUAAAUCAUAACAGCUGUACGAUUCUAAGGUUGAUUAAAGAUCAGUGUGGUAGCAGAUGUAUAAGAUAUGAGAGAGCCUGUUCCUUCUGUUUCUUUUAACCUAAUCAUUAACUACAGUGUGAGGUUGUGGAAGGAGAGGAGAGAGUGGUGUCAAGUCUCACAUGGCUUUGGACAGGGGUCGUUCCAAGGGUAACGGAAUCAGGCAUGUUACCACUGUGUUGAUGUCUGUAGCCAUAAACAGUUUUUCAAGAUGAUAUUAUCUAUACUCACUAGCAAGAAAAGGUCUACCAUAAGGCCAUAUUUUCUUUUUUAAAACCCUUAGAUAUAGAUGGUGUCUAAAACAUGCAAAAUGCAUUGGUAAUGAUAUUAGAAUUUUUGGAUAUUGUUUCUGUUUCCAUUACCAACAUAUUAAAUAUAUAUACUGGCAAAAGAACAUCUAUUAUAAGGCCAUCUUUUUACAAAACCAUCACAUAAUAUAGAUAGUAUCUGAAACAUGCAAAAUAUGUUGGUAACAGAAUCAGCAUCUUUGGACAUUGUUUCUGAUUCCAUUUACUGACUUAUUUUGUACAUUUCAGACGCUUUCUGUAAUAUCCAAGGGUUUGUAAAAAUAGAGUCUUAUAGUAGGAAGUGUUAUCUUGCUUAUACACAUACACACACUAUCAGCUUGAAAAUUUGCUUAUGACUACAGUCAUCGGAAAAGUGGUAACAUACCUGAUUCUGUUGGAAUUGCCCAUAGGUUGUAUGUGAGAAGCUGUACAUUGGAAAGUAAAACUGUCGACCAGAGGCUCUUCUGCUGUCCAAAUCCUAUCAGCCCCACUGCAAUAAAUUGCCGGAGAACCUCAGGUUAGAUUAGGGGUGGACAGAUCUUUGGAUUUAUGGUCUAUAUCUUGGUGUUUUGUUUUUUUUAAGAAUUGGAACUCUGAGUUCCACCAACCAGAGUCAGGUCCAUAUUGGGUGAUUCUGGAGGGGCAGAUAUACACUCAGAAUUUGAGUCCAUGCUCAGCCUAGGAAUAUGCCAUAAGUAUCAGAUUUGAGCACACAGUCCUUUCACACACAAACAUACUCCUGAUUUCCUUCAAGCUUUGUUCCUGCAAAUUAGUUUAGAAAAAAAUUGUUACUGUUGGUAAACACUCGGGAGUCAGAAAGAAACCACUGCCAGUCUUCCGCAGAUCGCCAAGGUCCUUCCAGACAGCAAUAAGCUGCGUGACGUGAGACACUUGCACAUAUGUUCCAAGCACAAGUUUAUUCAUGCUCCACACAUCCCCACAGGUUUCUGUAUUCCCCCUGCCCACCCCCCCCCCCGCCACACACACUUAUCAGAAAGUUGUAAUCAGUUCUUCAUGGAAAGUAAGAGCCGGCCAGCAGGUGGCGCUGCAAAAUUGUGCAAAGACCUUGCUCUGUGUCUGAACAGCAUGUAAAUUCGUGCUGGGAAGGAAGAUGGAAGCUUAUGGGAGUGUGCGGAAUUGGAGUAGACUCACACCUGGAAUUCUAUGCAAGCUUCUCAUGUAAUGCAACUUACUGCCAUCUGGAAGAACCCCCAGGAGAUUCUGAAGUACUGUCUGCCUGUCCCCAGUCUGGGGCUAGUUUGAACAAUAUUUUGUUCAUAUUCCCACACACAUGUGAUAAGGAUUUGUGUACAUUGUGUGAGCUGCGUCUUUCUCCCCUUCCGUUGCACUGUCCUUUGGGGCCAAUGGGAGGACAGCCACUGAAGUCAUGAGUCUGUUGGCAGUGCAAAGCAUGCUGGGAUGGCAUACCCUCCCUUGGAGAUCCUUCCAUGGAGGGGUGGGGCUUGCAGCUGCUCCACUCAGCAACGGACCCAACACCAGCUGGCUUUGAAGACCCACACAGAGGUGCUGCUCAUGUGCUACUGAUGGAGUAGGUGCUCUCUUGCCCACCAGCCCCCCCCGCCAAACGGUCAUACGAAUGGGCCUCCUGCCCUUUGCAGCUAGGAGUUGCCAACUUUAUAACUAGCAGGACUCCUCUGCCUUUAACACCAGCUUGGCAGACAGAUAUUUAGCAUGGAAAGAUGCUCCCAUCCAUUCCUCUCCACACUCCUCCUGACCUGAGAAAACCCUGCCUAUUCAGGCCGUCACUAAAAGCACAGGAGCCUCGCGAGGAGGAAGAGUUGGCAGUCUAAUCAGCAGCUGCUCAUCAUGAUUGCUGUCUCUCUUUCCCCAGGCGGUAAGGUUUUUAUCCUCAGCUGGGCACACAACAUGGGAGGCAAGUCAGGAAGAGAACGAGUGAAUGCUGGAUGUUCUCAAAUACCUCACCAUCACCUUGAUGCUCUGGUUAUGCUCCUGCACGAAAUGUUCAAGGCACAGGCAGUCUUGAAGCCCUUCUCUUGAUUGUGAAAGAUUUCUUUUGAAAGGAAAUGGAAACGUCGUAUCCACAGGGACUGCAGCGCUGGGUGACAGGGAGUGAUUCCAAACUGCAUGUGACAAAGUGCCUCGGCUAAUUUUACUUUCCAACCCCAUGACUUUAAUUCUUAAGUGAUUCUUCCAGACCAAGGACAGUUGCACUCAGAAAAAAAGAACACCUAGCCGA